AUGUCUGAGAUGCUGCGGAUGCUUCCAGUUGAGGAUGUCGUGGCUAGCCCAUGGGGGGCCAGCCUCUUUUUGACAUGCUGUGCCAUCAUCGCGUCUGUGGGCUUUGUCUUGGCACUGGUGGAGGAAAGCCCGAAGGCAGGCUAUUCCAAUGCUCCUACGUCCCACCUCAUUGAGUGCGCGGACUCUACAGACCUGCUCUUCUCAGACCUCUUCUCGGAUGGGACCGGUUUGGGAUUGCUAGAACCGCUUUGGCGGCUUUUCACCCCUGAGGGCGCCUUGUGGACGCUCCUCACGGGCUGGGACCCCCGAGACCAUGCCUCCUCCCUGGGGUUCUCUGGAAUGUUGGAAGCCAUCGCAAGCCUCAUUGCCACCGCCCUGACCCUCUUUAACCAUGCUAUGGGGGCCCUUCUUCGCCUGAUCUUCCCAAGCCGGCGCAAGGGCGCCAAGGGUGGCAAGGGCGAGACAGGAAGCACAGCACACGAGAAGAUUGAGAUGACUUUCCUCCAGGAAGCCCACGCAUACUUCGGCUAUGUGCGCCUCUUCUGCCUAGGCCUCGUCCGCGAAUACAUUGUCCGCGCAUGUGCAUUCUUCCUGAAGGAUGAGAUCUGCGUCCGUUACAUGCAGCGAGAGAAGUGGAGUGUCGGUUGGACUGAUUUCUACUUGCAGCAUAUGUACAAACUCUACGUAGACUGCUUUGCCCGGCCGAUCGCUUCCGCUCCGGAUGCUGCUGUUGAUGUCGUGAUCAGGGAGCGUGCUGGCGGAGACUUGUUUGGCCCACUUAAUGAGCUGAAGCUCACGAAGAAGACGCGGAAGUGCGUGAACCUUUCGUCCUACAACUACCUCGGCUUUGGUGGCGUUGAUGAGUUUUGCACUCCAGUGGCACGAAAGGCCGUGCGUGAGAUGGGCUGGUCCACGUCCGGAACACGCACAGAGGGUGGAACCAAGGACAUUCACCGCCAGCUCGAAGAUGAGGUUGCGGCAUAUCUGCAGAAGGAAGAUGCCCUCGUGCUGGGCAUGGGCUUUGCCACCAAUUCCACGAUUCUCCCAGCUCUCUUUGAGGCGAACGCCAACGGUGGGGGCAUCUUGGUCUUGAGUGACGAGCUCAACCACCGAUCCAUCGUGGAAGGCGUGCGCCUAUCUGGCGCUACUGUGCGAGCUUUCGCCCACAAUGAGAUGACUGCCUUGGAAGGGGAGCUGCAGAAGGCCAUAGAAAAAGGCCAACCAGGCAGUGGAAAGCCCUGGCGCAAGAUCUUUGUAGUUGUGGAAGGCAUCUACUCCAUGGAAGGUGACUUCUGCCGCUUGCGCGAGAUAGUGACUUUGAAGAACAGGUAUGGCGCCUACCUGUAUUUAGAUGAGGCACACUCCAUUGGUGCUGUGGGCGCCACGGGGCGUGGCGUCACCGAGCUCCUGGGAGUACCCACUUCUGAGGUGGACAUCAUGAUGGGCACCUUCACCAAGUCCUUCGGAAGCGCUGGUGGCUACGUUGCAGCUUCCAAGGAAGUCAUCGCUGCCCUUCGCAGGGGCGCGCCAGGAAGUGUGUUUGCCUGCGGAAUGGCCCCGCCUUGCGCGGCCCAGGCCAUCCAGGCUCUACGCGUCAUCUCCGGCAAGGAAGGUGGCGACACUGGGGCCCGCAAGCUGGGUGCCAUCAAGGAGAACGCCAAUUACUUCCGCGAGGAGCUGAGCCGCCGUGGCUUCAAGGUCCUGGGAGACGUGGACUCCCCAAUCAUCCCGGUGAUGUUGCACCAUCCCUGGAAGAUGGGUGCCUUCUCCAGACGCUGCCUGGACCGUGGCAUUGCAGUGGUUGUUGUGGGCAACCCUGCGGUGCCCAUCCUUUACGAGCGAGUGCGCUUCUGCAUCUCCGCAGCUCACACCAUUCCUCAGUUGUCUGAGGCCAUCACACAGAUCACCGCAGUGGGACAGGAGCUUGGUGUGCUCUUUGAGCUGGCAACCUCCAAGCAGGAGCUGGAGGCUCGAGCAGCCAAGGACCAGGCUUAUGCCUCUUGGUUGCGCUCUGCGCCACUCGUAAAGGCCGUUGAUGCUGCGAAAGCAGUGGACUGGCAGCCUGAGCCAUUGUCACCAGCCGCUCCUGCAGAGGGCAGCUUGUUGUCGUCGCUGCAGGAAGCCUGUGCUAAGCCUGAGAAGGCUGUGCCUGCCAGUCACGAGUUCCGGUUGAUGGACCCGCUGGGUUACGCGGCCUCACCGCUGGAGGCCGCAUUCGAAGCCACCGAGGCAGCGAUGGACCAUUACGGCUUUGGAGCCUGUGGCCCUCGAGGCUUCUAUGGUGGUGCCCUACCGCAUUUGGAGCUGGAAACUGCUCUCGCCAACUACCUCGGCUGUGAAUCCGCCAUCGUCUACUCCGCCGGUGUGACCACGGUCUCUAGUGUCAUCCCUGCCCUGGUGCAAACAGGAGACAAGGUGAUUGUGGAUUCCGAGGUGCAUCUUGGAUUCCGCGCCGGCCUUCGCCUGUGCAAAGCUGAUGUCACCUGGGUUCCCCACAAUGACCUCUUUGCCAUCGAGAAGGCCCUUGCCGCUAAGUCUACUAGAAGCCUGGAGAAAGGUGGCAAGGAGUCCAAGGAAUCCAGGAGGACUUUCAUCAUGGUGGAGGCCAUGAACCAACGCACCGGGCAGCUGGCGCCUCUGGCAGAGCUUGUGAAACUGAAAGAAAGAUAUGGAGCCUUGCUCGUGCUCGACGAGACCCUGUCCUUUGGCUGUUUGGGCGAAAAUGGCAGGGGUCUCACAGAGCUCCAGUCCAUUCCAUCAAAGAAGGUGGAUGCGAUCCUGGGCUCGCUAGAGCAUGCCACUGCAGGGGUAGGCGGCUUUUGCGCGGGCCGAAAGGGUCUCGUUGACCACCAAAGGCUUGCCGGAGCUGGCUACUGCUUCUCUGCAUCAUGCCCCCCGUCGGCAUGCUCUGCGGCAAUGGCAACCGUGCAAGACCUGGCUUCUGCAGAAGGCAGAAGUCGUCGUGAGCGUCUAACGGCCGCUGCAGCAAAGCUGCACCAAACUCUGGCCUCUAUUGCUCAGACAGCAGACUCUCCAGUGGAACUGCUGAGCAGUUCCGAAUCCUUUGUUCAGCAACUUCGGUGGAAGCGUCCUGACGAAGCAGAGCAACAGCUGCUGCAGCUGAGCCGGGCCCUCGCCCAGGACGGGCUGCGCGCGCAGGUCUGCUCGCCGGGCCUGUGUGGCUCAGAAGGAGCUUUCGAUGCUCGGCUGAAGGCACCGGAUGCAGCGCGGCCUAGCCUGCGCUUCUGCUGCUCAGCGGAGCAUUCUGAGGAGGAUAUCUCCAGACUGGGGGAUGCUCUGCGGAAAGCUUUGCAUUUGUGA
Molecule: messenger RNA, 3321 nt
Organism: Symbiodinium pilosum
Lineage: Eukaryota; Dinophyceae; Suessiales; Symbiodiniaceae
Source: the annotation of a GenBank genome assembly